UGGAAAAAUAGAUUUCCGGGAGAAGUCAUUGGAAAGAGUAGUAAGAGAAAGAUUAUCAUGAGGGGACUAUAGAGGCAGAGAAAAAGGGAUAGCAAGGAAGCUGUCGUGCCAAUUUUUCUUGUAUCGAGGAUCAUUCUUGUGUCGAUUUUCAAAGCGGAUGGUCGUGAUUUGAUUUUGCGGGCAACAAAAUGGCUGAAUCUGCGGACGGUAGUUUCACCGUCGGAUACGACAUUGGCGCGGAUCACGCUCCUAAAGGAGAUACUCCCACAGCGAAGAGAAAGAGAUUAACCGAAAGCCAAUGUUCCCGAAGUGGAAACCCGAAAAAGAAGAUACUCGUACGUGACACUAAACCGAAAGGUAAUAAAGCCAAAAAGCAAACGUUGCAUACAGGUCUAUUCAAACGAAAUCGGUUUGCUAAAUUGGAGAAGGACUUGGCAGAAGAAAGAACUCGGAAUGCUCUACUGGUAGAAGAAAUGAACAAAAUGCGAAGGGCAUUGGAGCCGAUUUCCGAAUCUAGUGUUGAGGGCCCCCCUUCGGACGCCGGCGCAAUAGUGGAACAGAGUACGAUCGACUUUGAGGGAAUCGGACCUUCAAGCACUCAACGCCCAAGAGAUAUCACCGUUGUUGAAGAGUCGAAAUUUAUGAGCUCCAUCAACCAAUUAUCCGUGUCAUCGAUCAGUGUUCCCGAAUGUAAGCCGGCAAGCGAGGAUGGUGAAAUCGAUCGUCAUACCUUUGAACAGUGGCGUGAUCUUCUCAUCGAUUCGAUGCAGCUAGCGGGAAUCACAGACGAAGUUACUAAGUUCACGCUAUUCAAGGUCAAGGCAGGGCCCCGUCUGCUAGACAUUUAUCGGAAUGCCAAGGCCGAUUCGAGCGCUCCUGAUGCAGGUUUAAUGCCAUUCUCUCAUGCGUUGUAUCGAUUAAAAGCAUACUAUGGAUCAGGUUCCGACAUAAUGCUCCAACGACGUCGUCUUGCGCUUAUGGAACAGAAAUCAGAUGAAUCUGAUUUGGCAUUCGUAACUCGUGUCGGUUCGGCUGCUAGGCUCUGUGACUUCGAUAGAGAAAAAGAAUUUGAAGAGAUAGUCGGAGCAGUCGCAGAACAUGCUCUAAGAAAAGAAGUGCGAACUAUGGCUCUAAAGCUCCUCAGCAGAAAAGGAACUUUUACUGACUUAGUUGAUAAGAUCAGAGAAAUUGAGGCUAUUCGCUUGAACGAACAGUUUUUCUCCCAGAAACAUGGUUCAAAGAACGAAGCAAUAGUCGCACCGGUCAGAGCGGACUUUCCUAUGAGAGGCGGUUAUAGCAGGUUCCCAGCAAGAGCUUCAUCACAACGUGGAUAUCGUGGAAAUCCAACAGGGAUAAGAGGUCGAGGCUCAUCGCGGGGAUCGAUUAUGAAAACCUUUGGUCCACAACGAAACACGUCACAUGUGAACAGAUGCUGGAGGUGCAACAGCGUUUAUCACGCGCCCGACAGGUGCCACGCCAUCAAUAAAGAUUGCAGGAACUGCGGACGCUUCGGUCAUAUUCAGAUGGCAUGUCCCUCACCUCCGGGGGCGAGUUCGAGAAAACCGGCAACUCAGGAAAGUGCGGAGUCGUUCCAGGAAACGGUUGCAGUGGUUGAGAAGCGUGAAGAUUCUGCUGAGUCAACGGAAGUAAGUGAGAAUUCCAUACACUCAUCUAAUUAACGAGUAACCAAACUAUGCGUCCUUCUUUAUACGUGCAAUGGAUUCUUUUUUUUCAAAAAAGGCAGAAGUCUUACUGCAUCAGUCUUCUAAAAAGUUUUUAUCUUAUUACUCAACUAUUGACCAUUAAACUCAUUAAAAAGUGAACAAGAUUGGAGAAAAUUAAUUCUCCUAUACAGGCCUCUGCUCAAUCCCAUGUGAUGACAAAUCGAAAAUAAACCUUGAAUAAUGACAACUCGUUCUUGUUAUUCUGACAGAUCUCGCACGAUAAUCAAAACAUUGCCACGGUUGCUACGAUUUCUUCAGAUAAUGGCGAUGGGUUCAUAAUGGCAAAAGUGGCGGGUAUGCGAUGUCGUUUUCUCAUUGACUCAGGGGCACAAGUCAACACUUUUACCCAAGUCAUGUUCGACACAUUGAUGAUGAAUGCGGAAUACAAUAAAGAUGUACACAAUAUCAAACAGGGGUCGGAUCGCAGUCUCAAGGGUUACGCAUCAGAAGGUACAAUUCAAGUAUCAGCUACUUUUGAAGCACCCUUGUUUAUAUCGGAAGAUAGACCCACGUUCCUGGAAAAGUUCUACGUGGUCAAUGAGCGACAAGCACUGCUGGGUAGAUUCACUGCAUCACGAUACAGUAUUAUGUUGCUUGGCACAAAAGUGCCAAUCAAAAAAGAUUCGUCCGUCGAUUCCGCUUGG
Messenger RNA from Armigeres subalbatus, 2368 nucleotides. RefSeq lists its product as uncharacterized. Lineage: Eukaryota; Metazoa; Arthropoda; Insecta; Diptera; Culicidae. Gene Ontology annotation, molecular function: nucleic acid binding; zinc ion binding. The coding region runs from base 189 to 1679 and encodes 496 amino acids. The record is from RefSeq and is a predicted model, not a curated record. The transcript has 3 exons.